Messenger RNA from Cyanistes caeruleus (blue tit), 3189 nucleotides. Lineage: Eukaryota; Metazoa; Chordata; Aves; Passeriformes; Paridae. The record is from RefSeq and is a predicted model, not a curated record.
UGGCCGUGUCCCCUCAGCUCGUUCGACGUGGCCGUGGUGGGCGCGGGGAUCGUGGGCCUGGCCGCGGCCCGGGAGCUCAUCCAGCGCCAUCCCUCGCUGGCCUUCGCCGUGCUGGAGAAGGAGCAGGAGCCGGCCCAUCACCAGAGUGGACACAACAGUGGUGUGAUCCACAGCGGGAUUUACUACACCCCUGGCUCCCUGAAGGCCAAGCUCUGCGUGCAGGGGGCAGCCCUCUGCUACAAAUACUGUGACCAGAAGGGAAUUCCCUACAAACAGUGUGGGAAGCUGAUUGUGGCCGUGGAACAUGAUGAAAUUCCAAGGCUCAAAGCUCUGUAUGAGAGGGGGCUGCAGAACAACGUCCCGGGGCUGAAACUCAUUGGACCCAAGGAAAUCCAGGAGAAGGAGCCCUUCUGCAGGGGACUGAUGGCCCUUGAUUCUCCCUACACUGGGAUUGUGGAUUACAAACAAGUGGCCCAGUCCUAUGCCAGAGACUUCCAGGAAGCAGGUGGGACAAUCUUGACUGAUUUUGAAGUCACAAACAUGGAGAUGGCCAAAGAAAGUUCUCCAGAAAGUGAAGAUGGACUGAAAUACCCAGUCAUUGUUAGGAGCAAAAAGGGUGAGGAAAUCUCCUGUGGGCACAUUUUGACCUGUGCAGGGCUUCACUCCGACCGCCUGUCCGAAAUCAGCGGCUGCAGCCCCGAGCCCCGGAUUGUCCCGUUCCGGGGGGAUUAUUUGGUGCUAAAACCAGAAAAAUCUUACUUGGUGAAAGGAAAUAUUUAUCCAGUUCCCAACCCUCGUUUCCCCUUCCUGGGAUUCCAUUUCACGCCCAGGAUGGAUGGCAGCAUUUGGCUUGGCCCUAAUGCAGUGCUGGCCUUUAAGAGAGAAGGCUAUAAACUCUUGGACUUCAGCCCUGGGGACUUCUUAGAUGCUGUGACCUACAGUGGGCUGUGGAAGCUGGUGCUGAGGAACGUGUCCUACGGCCUGGGGGAGCUGUACAGAGCCUUUUCCCUCAGUGCCCAGGUGAGGCAGCUGCAGAAGUUCAUCCCUGAGGUCACCACCAAUGAUGUGCUCAGGGGUCCCUCUGGCGUGAGAGCCCAGGCUCUGGACAGCCAGGGGAAUUUGGUGGAUGACUUUGUGUUCGAUGGAGGCACGGGGGACGUGGGGAGCAGGAUCCUGCACGUCAGGAACGCUCCUUCUCCCGCCGCCACCUCCUCCCUCGCCAUCGCCGCCGCCAUCGCCGCCGAGGCCGAGCGGCGCUUCCAGCUCUGAAUCCCGGCGGGAACGGGCAGGUUCUGCCCCUCUGGAAUGUGGGACUCCUCCUGAAGGACACGGAGCCACCAGGCAGCAGGGCUGGGAAGCGCCCAGGCAGCCUCGGGAAUGUUCGCUGCCACAGCUCCUCAAGCGUCGCAUCCCAGGUUUGGCCACCUGGGCAGGAGCAGCCACGGGAGGGUCUCCAGCCACAGGCAGAGCAGGGAGAGCCCCUGUGGUGGGAUUAUCCACAUGGAUUUCCCAUGCCUGUGCUCACCUCCUCAGAGGGGUCUGCAGAGCCACAGGCAUGGGGUGGCUCUCUGUGUGCUCUGAUUCCAUUUAAAUGGAGUCUGCAGUCCUCUAGAUUACAUGGAAUAAUGGAAUAGAAGGAUAAACCUGCUUAAGGGCCCUGCUGAUAUGGAAUUAAAGGCUUUAUCAGAGAUUGAGAACAAUAUUCAGAGCCUUCGACGUGAAUGUAGAGUAUUUCACAGAAAAAUAAGCUUCAAGAGGAUUACCAGACCCAAGGCAAUUUAGAUCUGCAAUUCAGAUACUCUGUCUGAUCACUGUCUCUGUUUUUUAUAGAGAAGAAAUGAAAAUAUGGAUAUAAAUAAUCACUUUUCACUUAAUUUACAGCUGGGAAAUCAGUGCUGAUCAGAAACUUCAUCAGGGGGUUUGGGGUUCCUCCUGCCCCUGAAUGCUGCUAAUGCAAAAGGAGCUGAUCUUUGUCCAGCCAGUUGGGCAAUCCAGGGAAAAUGGUCUUUGGAACAGGGAAUGUGAAGGGAAGGAAGCUCCAGAAACCUGCCUUGGGUCAUGUUUGAUAUUGCUUCCCUUGGAGCCUGAGCAGGGGUGAGUCAGGAAGGUUUCCCAUUUUCCCUGAGCACGAGGGGAGCUCAGGCAGUGCUGGUGACUCCUCUGAGCUCUGCUGACACCCAGUUUUUAUCAGAGAUACCCCUGGAGCAGUCUGUGUGGAGAGGGAUGUGAAGCAAGCUCACAUCACAUCACAGUGCCAGGCUGAGGAUCUGGGAGUGUCGUGCAUUUGCUGUAAAGCAGAAUUUUGUGGCCUCAGGGACAAAGUAUUGAGGAUUUUAUAGCAGAUGCUCACAGGAUGUUGGGUAACACAGAUAAUUGUGGGGAGUUUGUACCAGAAAAUUGGACAUUCAGUUUUCCUUAAAAAGUUCUUUUCUGAGCUCCUCUGGUGGGAGUGGGUUAGCACAGGAGGGCAGCUGUGAGGCUAAUUUUACUGUACAGAUUGGAGACACUUUUUUGAGGGGAAAAAAGGGCUUAAUCUGCCUUUUUAAAUUUUUUAUUUUUUUCUCCUGGUAAAAUCUACUUUAUCAGCAAAUUGACAGCUGGAAAUCAAAUUAAAAACCUUUUCAGAGCAAAGCUUUGGUCACUUUAGGCAGAGAUUCAGCUGUUCCAAGUCUUCCAGUGCCACAGGGCUGUGUAAAACUUCCCAGAGUGGAACAAUCCUAUCUUCCCUCCCUGCCAGAAGUGUUGCCUAUCAACAGUAAAUCCUACAAAAGGAUUGCAAAAGCCACUUCCUCCCACACGGGGUGUGGCCCUGACAUGUAUUAACAAAAUAAAGAACAUUAAAAUGCAAAGCAGACAGAGACCUGGGGGAGUCCUAAGUCAGCAUUUCCCUGUGCUGCCUGCAGAGCUUUUUCCUCUCAGGUGAUGAUUGUUUGGAGGUAAAGUUUAUUUGAAACUUAAUUUAUGAACCUUGAUGUAGCAUCCUGUGAAACAGAAAUCUUUUCAGAGAUAAAGUUUUACACUUCUGUUAUAAAAAUAAAUUCAGAGAUUAUGAUAUCAGGGUUUCGGGCAUCAAUCUCGUUGCUCACAAAGUGUGAAAAUGUAUUAAUUUAUUUUCCAAAUGAGCCUCACUUUGAUGAUUUCAUAAAUCUGCCUUUUAUGAUUAAAAUAGUCUGGUGGGGUUUUUUAAAA